UAUAAGAGAGAAUACAGACUUGAGUAGUUAGAUACAGCUAUCAUUCUCGUCAUCAGUUUUUCUUCAAAAAGCUUCCUCUCUCUCCAUUUUCCCAAAUCGAAAACCCGAAUCCAUGGCCUUCGCAAACACGCCCUUCUUCGCUUCGUCGUUCUCCGCCGCUCGCCGGCCGAGAAUCGCCGACUCCGAUCACCCCGUUCCUCUUCAGCUCGCGCCUUGUGAGCCCUUCAAUGUCGCUCCGUUUCACCAGAAUUGCUCUCAGCCCGCCCGAGCUUUUUCCAGAGCUAGGACUGUUGUGCAAGCGUCUUCCAAUGGUCUGAAUGCUGUUGGUUCGACCCCAUUGAAAUCUGAACAAGAUGCUGAUUAUGUUCCAAUGCCAAUUGUGAUGAUAGAUCAAGAUUCAGAUUCUGAUGCGACAAUUGUACAACUUAGUUUUGGGGAUCGCCUUGGAGCUCUCAUUGAUACGAUGAGAGCAUUGAAGGAUUUGGGGUUAGAUGUGUCAAAGGGAACUGUUGCAACUGAGGGUUCAGUUAAGCAAACGAAAAUUUAUAUAACGCGAUUAGAUAGUGGGCGCAAAGUCGAGGACCCUGAUAUGUUGGAGAGAAUUCGACUUACCAUCAUCAAUAAUCUGUUGAAGUAUCAUCCUGAAUCCAGUCAACAACUUGCAAUGGGUGAGGCAUUUGGGAUCAAAGCUCCAGAGAAGAAGCUUGAUGUUGAUGUCGCAACUCAUAUACAUGUGAAGGAAGAUGGACCUAAGAGAAGCUUGCUAUAUAUAGAGACGGCAGAUAGAUCAGGAUUGCUUGUUGAAAUCAUUAAAAUCAUUGCUGAUGUCAACAUUGAUGUGGAAUCAGCAGAGAUUGAUACUGAAGGGUUGAUAGCUAAAGAUAAAUUUCAUGUCAGCUAUAGAGGGGCAGCAUUAACGAGUUCUUUGUCUCAGGUUUUAGUAAACUGCUUGCGUUACUAUCUUCGGAGGCCAGAAACAGAUAUAGACAGCUACUGAUAUGUUCUUCGUAAAGUAUUAUGUGGCUUCCAUGAUUUAUCCUGAAAUCCACUAGUUGACGUUAUAAACUAGAAAAAUGUAUUUCCAUUUUAUCGGGUGACAAAUCUCGAUUCAUAGUUGGAUUUCUAUCCAGCAGGCAUUCUGUGUACACUUAAUCUUGCAUAUUCCACUAAAAAUGUGAGACAAUAGUUGCUCAA
Morus notabilis is the source of this 1194-nucleotide messenger RNA. Its product is annotated as ACT domain-containing protein ACR12. Lineage: Eukaryota; Viridiplantae; Streptophyta; Magnoliopsida; Rosales; Moraceae. Bases 113 to 997 code for a protein of 294 amino acids. The record is from RefSeq and is a predicted model, not a curated record. Gene Ontology annotation, cellular component: chloroplast thylakoid membrane; chloroplast stroma. The transcript is spliced from 10 exons.